AUGUCAGGUGGCGAUAAGUACUGGGAGGGCAGAAUAAUGGAGGACCAGGGGCCCGUAAUCCUUGCCGCGAAGAGAGCCAGGAAUGGAAGGAGUGGGAAGUGGUCCGCUUCCCCGACUCUUGCCCUAGGCUGUGCCAGUAUUGACUAUGUCGAUCCUAAAGAGCUGGAUUCGAAUGUGCAUGAUGAAGCUUAG
Molecule: messenger RNA, 192 nt
Organism: Parastagonospora nodorum SN15
Lineage: Eukaryota; Fungi; Ascomycota; Dothideomycetes; Pleosporales; Phaeosphaeriaceae
Exons: 2
Coding region: 1-192 (63 amino acids)
Source: RefSeq, a predicted model, not a curated record